AUGUCCCUUCGCGAGUUAAUUGGCUAUACAGGCAUGCGAACGGCGCAAUUUACAUGUGCAUGGCCCAUCACAUCAACAUGUGAUACUAUCCUUGGUCAAUUGAUCCUUUCGCUCAAGUACUCUGUGGACAAUGCAGGUGGUGCUGAGCUUACUCAAUUUCUUGUAACGUCUGCUGAAGAACGCGAGUUGGUAGGUGAAUACCCGCUUCACGCAACGUUGACAAGCAGCUACGACUUUUUUAAGUUAUUUCUGGCAAAUGGCACGUCGGACCGUUUAAGCGAAUACUACAAAGAGCGUGGCGAUACAGAAAUUGAAUUUGGCGACUGGAUUCCUUCGAAGGAGUUUGGAGGCCAAGUGCGCACAAUGAGUUGCCGCUCACCUACGAAUGCGUCCAUUGGUCCAUCUCACACCAUGACAACCACAACUGACUACGUUCCUUUUGACGAAAAUGGUCUUGACGCGAACGAGAAGCUCGUCAUGCAGUCAAAGGUAAUUAUGCACGAUAUUCCAUACGGCGACUGUUUCUCGGUUGAAAAGGUCACCGUUGUGGAGCAAAGUUCCUCCAACAAUGAAAGUCCAGGACAGCUUGUGGCCAAGAUUUACCUGGGUGUUCCAUUUUCAAAAGGUUGUAUGUUUAAGUCAAAGAUUAUUUCGGCGACACGCGAAGCGGUGAAUAGUUCAUCGCGGUUGUACUUUCACAUGGUAAAUCGUUCGAUGGAUAACUUAAGCACCUCUCUAGCUGCUGCACCAGCAAAGCCUUUCUUAGUGUCCGGCGAUGAAGAAAGGCAGCUUGUGGGCGAGUAUGAAUUGCAUCCGGCUAUAAAAAAUGCUUUGCAUUUCUUCGAUCUAUUUUACGCUGACAAUACGUUGGCCCGAUGGCAGAACAUUCACAAAGAAGCAGGAGACACGGAACACGUAGUCGGCAAGUGGGAGGACUCGAAAGAGUACGGUGGUCAGGUGCGCGUGAUAAAAUACCGCGCUAAAAGCACGAUACCGCUUGGGCCAUCUUCGACGAUGGCUGAACAGAUUGUGCAUGUUCCUUUCUCAUUUCAGGACCGUGACAGCUUGGAGACGGAUCGACUUGCAAUUGAACAUAAGCUGACACUACUUGAAAUUCCAUAUGGGGACUGCUUCCACGUCGAAACGGUGUAUGCAAUUGAGCCAAGCACGGAUGCUAUUGGGUCUCCACUAGUUGCUAAGGUAUAUAUUGGAAUCCCUUUUUCGAAAAGCACAAUGUUUAAGUCUAAGAUCGUGUCUGCUACAAAAGAGGGUGUCAUUAAGAGCACAAACAUGGUGUUUGAAGGAUUAAAGAAGGCGUUGGAUGCGGAGGAACCAAGUGCAACAUUCGAAGAACUCUACCCUGUUUCGAAUGCUGAGCAUAUGAACGGUGCACCUAGCCGGCCGCGGCGAAGUUCUUCCACAGGGGUCAUUUCUCGCCGACGCCCUACUGUCUCGCGCUAUAAUAGUACCCUGGAUGGAAGCGUUGGGCUUGAGGAGAUUUUUGAAAAUCAGCGUGUAAGCAUGUUUGGAAAGUGGGCGCCCAACCAUUUGCUGCCUACAGAUCGUCCUCGCUUCUCAAAUCGAGACGGUGACAAGGCAAUGAGCUUUGAGCAGGUUUCGUUACCUCCUAACUGGAGCUGGACGACCCCAUGGCGUAUCGACAAGAGCUACACGGAUUGCGACGAUGAAGGCUGGAGUUAUGCGACAGACUUUCCGCGUUUCAAGUUUCACUUGGCUCGUGGCAAGUCAAGUAUGAAGCGUUUGGGGGCGUCAGUUCGCCGCCGUCGCUGGAUUCGAAUGAUGGCAUAUGUGCCACCCGAGACUACUUCUGAUAUACUAAGUCCAUCUUCUACGGGUGACGACACACCACAACGCAAGCGUAGCCGCGAUAGCCAAGGCAGCAGCAGUGGCUCUAUGGGAUCUUAG
This is a messenger RNA of Peronospora belbahrii, 1926 nucleotides long. The record is from the annotation of a GenBank genome assembly. NCBI's taxonomy places the organism in Eukaryota, Oomycota, Peronosporomycetes, Peronosporales, Peronosporaceae.